UUAAUGUGGCUCACAACAUCCGCUUUUCUUUGUGACGGACCGUUCCAUCAGAAAGGGACUAUGUUGGGUCCAAGGAGCCGACAUUUAUUAUACAGACUGAUUAAAGAGAGUUCGGGUUCUUUGGGUUUGUUUAAGAUGAUCUGAGCCGGUUUUCCCGACCGAACAAACAGAAUGAGCCGCCUGAGCGCCACCGUUCCGGUAGAGGAGUACCUCGCGGAAAGUCACGUUCUUUUCUACCUGAGUGACGCCGUAAGCCAGCUGCUGGAGCACAAAGAGGAGUACACCCAGUUCGGACUGAUCCGCUACUUCGCCGAGUAUUUCAGCAGCGUGAAGAACAGCAACCACAUCCUCUUCAGGGAGUUUAACUACAUCAGAGCCACUCCUCACAACAGGGUUUCCUUUAUCAGAGUCUUCUGGAGGUGCUUCAGACAAAUCGGCAAGAGUGGAGAGCUGUUAUCCAUCCAGGAGUACAGGUCCCUGCUGCAGUUACUGUGCCCGGAUUUCUCGAUGGAGGUGGUGCAGAACGCAGCCAGAAUUGUUCUGAUGGACGACGCCACCGACUGUCUGAUGUCAUUCUCUGACUUCAUUUAUGCCUUCCAGCUGCAGUUUUACUACCAAGAAUUCUUGGAGAGCGUUUUGGCGAUCUACCAGGAUCUGCUUGCAGGGAAGAGUCCCAACACCGUGUUUGUCCCCACCUCGGCCUCGGUGGAGCAGCUCCCCUCUGUGGCCGUGGAGGAGAACGAUAAGGAGGAGCAGCAGCGAGAUGGGGUGGAGGCGUGCAUGCUGGCCGAUUGUGUGGACGCUCUCUGCGACCGGUUCAAGCACAGCCAUCCUUCCAGGGCGUGUGUGAGGGAAAUCCUGGAUCAGACCGACAAGGUUUCUUACUACAGCUUCCUCAUGAGUCUGGCUAAACAUGAGACCAUCAAUCAAACCAUCGGAGCAUUGCCCAGCAAGGCGGAGCUUUUCUUCGACCCAGAGAUGGACCAGGAGCUGGACAAACUGAUUGCUCAGAUCUCGGUGAGUCCUGGCAGCAAUAGCAGCGGCAGCGCCGUGGGAGGGCUGAAGGAAGUGCAGAGGAGGGCCUCCCCCCGCAGGAACAUCCACCACAGGCGGAAGAUGGAGGUGGAGAGCGACGGCUCCACAGAGGAGACGGAUUCUUCUGAAAACUGAAAUCUGAUCUUCUGGUUGUGAAGAACACAUCCUGAGGUUUCGAAAACACUGUUCGGUUGUUCAUGUACUGUUUUUAUUUCUCAUUUAUAACCUGAUGACUAAAUCGGUUGUUCAUGUACUGUUUUUAUUUCUCAUUUAUAACCUGAUGACUAAAUCUAGUUUAGUGUGAAGGUUUGAUUUUCAGAAAUAAUCAACUUCCUUCUGAAGAGCAAUUGUUGUUCUGCACUCAUAAGAUGCUAAACGAAGAGGAUGUUAAUGCGACUGACAUGUCCACAGAGUCAAGUAGCGUUCAGGAGGGUCAGAGUUUGGAUCAGGAUGGAUUACAUCUAAUAAAUAAUACAUCUGUGAGGAUUUUUGACAGUUAUCUACUCUAAAAUGCACAGAUAUUUAGGUAUUGUUCCUCCACUUGCUGACCUCCGAGGCUGACCUCUAGAGGAUGCUUCAAGGGAGGUCCAGAAAAAACUUGUUAGAGCCCUUUUGCUAAUUGGACCAAACCAUCUACUAGAAAAGAGAAAAGUGGACCAGAAAUCUUUAUUUUGUUCUUUUUUUCACAGGUUUUCCAGGUGGUUUUGUUAUUUUGUUUAGGCACAGACAUUGAAUAUUUAUUUGAGGUUUAUAUUUAUUCUGUUUUGUUUAUGUUACGCCCAGUGCACCUGAAAAGUGAUUUUGCUUGGCUGUGAAAUGAAGUUUCAUCUGAAAUCUGUGCUAAGACUCUUAAUAAACAUCAAGCCUGUUCAGAUCCCUGGAAA
Messenger RNA from Oryzias melastigma (Indian medaka), 1919 nucleotides. It is a transcript of the gene cstpp1, whose product is annotated as linkage group 6 C11orf49 homolog. The record is from RefSeq and is a predicted model, not a curated record. The transcript has 9 exons. NCBI's taxonomy places the organism in Eukaryota, Metazoa, Chordata, Actinopteri, Beloniformes, Adrianichthyidae. Bases 172 to 1170 code for a protein of 332 amino acids.